CCCCUAUGAAACAGUAUGAUCAUCGCUUCUGUCAAGCUCCUACUGUCGCCUACUUCGGAACCGGGCGCCGUACUAAUCACAGUGCAGCCUGUCUAGAUCUUGUAAUUGUAGCAUGAUCCAUAUCAAGAGUGUCCGCUCAGCGGCCCCACAGGCAACAAUUUCAGUCAAUAAAACUCACCAGCUAUUGUUCGCAACAACAUUGCCCUUGGGCAUCCCUCAACUCAACUGCCAAGUGUUCAUUGCUUCUUCUACGUCAUUUUGUGAAUCUCAACACUCACAAUGGAUCACCCAAGCGACGGUGUCCCGACAUGCCCCUUUUGCCCCUUCACUGAUGCCAACAGUGAUACUGUCGCACAGCAUGUGGAAUCUUGCCAUCCCGAUAGUGACAUACGAGUCCGUCACGGGGCCAGUCACCGAUCUGCAGACCGGGAUUUCAUGAUGCAACCUCAGCCAUCGAUCGCAAGGAACAAAGAAGACCUGCCGGGUAGAUACGUCGAGUGCCCUUUUGGCUGUGGGGAGACACUUAUAGGAGCGGAGUUGGCAGUUCACCUUGAUCUACACACUGCGGAGGACAUUGCUCUCGAGGAGGUGUCGACUAAUGCAGCAGAUUGCCCGGAUCCCACUAACCAUGCUCACGAGCUAUGUAUUGAUAGUUCAACUUUUUCCAAACAUCCACUUGAAGUAUCCAAACCACCUACCGUCUCAACGGAUGGACUUGAGGGGUAUGCUUCAAUAGGAGAAUCAAAGCGUCUUGGGAGGUCAGAAUUAGGGCCUCAUGCGCAUGAGAAGCAGAUGCCUUCGUGGCUGCGAAAAUUACUUGAAAGGGGUCCUAAGUCGACCUCAAUAAAUACCAUAUCGUCCAAUGGAAGGCUGGAAAAGACGGAAAUCUUUGAGAACGAAAUCACAGACGUGAUUCCUGUGCUGGCUCAAUUAUGUGAUCGAGAUACAUCUGUCCAGCGCGCCUUUCUCUGUAGCCCCAUUGUCCACCAAAUUUCGAAAACCCCUAGGGAAGGUGGCUUUUGUGGCUAUAGGAACAUCCAGAUGCUGAUUACAUAUAUCAAGAAUGCUCGGCUUCCUGGUUCUGAGUUCUUAACGGGGGGCUUGCCCACAAUCCUACAACUCCAGGAUAUGAUUGAGAACGCAUGGGAUAGAGGAUUCAACAGUGUAGGGAAAAUUGAAACCGGGGGCAUCCGGGGCACUAGAAAAUAUAUUGGGACAGCCGAAGCCCAAGCACUGUUUUCGAGCCUCGGUAUAGGGUGCAUAGCCACUAGCAUCGGUCGCACAGAGAGCAUGCGAGCUCACGAUGCAUUAUUCAUGAACAUUGCUUCCUAUUUCCGAGACGCAUGCAGCCUAGAGGUGGAGGACAAAGUCAUCUCCACAAGCCUGCCUCCCAUCUACUUUCAACAUCAGGGACACUCCAUGACAAUCAUUGGGUUCGAGAUCCGUGGCAAUGGGAGUGCAAACCUCUUGGUUUUUGACCCAAUGUUCAAAGCACCUUCUGCCAUGAAACGGCUCAAAGACAAUCCAGGGUUGAAUCCUGACCCGGUCCGAGUCCUUAAAGGAUACAGACGAGGUACCACAUAUCUUCAGAAAUUCGAUAUAUUUGAGAUUCUCAAAAUGCGAGCGACUCCGAACAUCAUUGUUACAGGCACGCCUGGUGUAGGAAAAACGGUUCACUGCGCACAGCUAGCCGAGGAGACUGGUUUGCGACACCUUUCGAUCAAUCAAAUUGCAAAAGAUCGGGGUUGUUACGACACCUAUGACCAAGAACUGCAAACAUGGGUUGUCGAUGAAGACAAACUUUUGGAUGCCGUUGAGGAGGAGCUGCUGAACGGCGGCUAUCUGAUCGAUUGGCACGCCUGUGAUCUCUUUCCCAAAUCUUGGGUUGAUCUCGUGGUGGUCUUACGUUGCCCAUCGACCUCCGUUCUAUAUGACCGCCUAACAUCGAGGGGUUACAAUCAAGCAAAGUUGCAAGAAAAUCUGGAUGCGGAAAUAUUUGGUGUUCUUCUCGAUGAGGCCCGCGAAUCGUUCGAUGAAGAGAUUGUGGUUGAACUAAAUAGUGAAAAGGAUGAUGAUGUAGAAUCUAAUUGUGCACGAAUUUCUGGAUGGAUAGCGUCCUGGAAGGAUAGCCAGGCAUUAAAUGCAGACUGACUAUUUUUGGAGUGUUAAGGUCGAUCAUCUUCGCUCCAAAUGGGCUUCGUCGGAGCUUGGAAAAAUCAGAUCAUGAUUGACUAUGAGUUAACCAGGCCUGUAAU
Messenger RNA from Aspergillus saccharolyticus JOP 1030-1, 2255 nucleotides. Its product is annotated as DUF1671-domain-containing protein. Gene Ontology annotation, cellular component: cytoplasm; nucleus. Gene Ontology annotation, molecular function: AMP kinase activity; ATP hydrolysis activity; ATP binding. The record is from RefSeq and is a predicted model, not a curated record. The transcript has 8 exons. The coding region runs from base 280 to 2151 and encodes 623 amino acids. NCBI's taxonomy places the organism in Eukaryota, Fungi, Ascomycota, Eurotiomycetes, Eurotiales, Aspergillaceae.